GCUGCUGCACAGUAUUCUGUCAGUUAUGUAGGUAUAAGUAACAAUUUUAACAUCUGCAUCAAACUCUAUUGUAUUUUUUGGAUGGGUUUGAAGCUUUAAAAUAACGUCAGCUUCCCGUAAACAUGAGGAUAUUUACCUCUGGUAUUUACGUAAUUGUAGCUUCCGCUUCGUGACGCUGACCAUGUUUUAGCCCUGUUUAGCAUUUCAAAUUUCGUAAUGAAAAUACAUUAGCUACAAUGAUAUGUUAUGUUUAUUUCAUAUCUUGCUCGAUCAUACGACAGCAAGAAUUUAAUGUUGGCAGGUUAUUCGUUUUGUUAUCACUAAAUAUAUUGAUAUCAGUCGAUUCACUGUAUAAAGGAUUUGAUUUUCCUACUUGUGAAAUUGAACAUUCGCGGGAGGCCUUCAGACUGAAUUUAGCAGAUUAAUCGCUAGUUGUCAUAUCGCUAUAAGUCGAUAUUGCCUGUUGCCUGACAAGUUUCAUGUUAUGGGGGAUGAAUGCGGUGGAGACUGCGGCGGGGACUGUGGUGACUGCGGGGACUGUGGGGAUUGUGGAGAGUGUGGGGACUGCGGAGAUUGUGGGGAAUGCAUUAACAAUUGCAGUAAUUGCAACUGUUUAAAUGACUGUAACUGUGAUUGCAAAGAUUGCACCUGCGGGGACUGCGAAUUUCAUGGAUGCGACUGUUUGAAGUCCUGUGACUGUUUGAAGUCCUGCGACUGUUGUGGGCUGCAAUGUAACGCAAGUGACUGCAAUUGCUUUAAAUGGUGCGACUGCGAUUGUUUUAAAUCAUGUGACUGCUUCAAUUCAUGCGACUGCUGUGGAUUGGAAUGUUGUAGCUGUCUCAAAUCAUGUGACCCUAUUGGUUUUUUUGGUUGCCGUGACGAAGAUGGAGUACCCAACUGCUGUGCUGGAUUUUAUGUUCAUCCUCACGAUCGAAGUCCCUUUCAUCACUUCUUCUGUUGUUUUUGCGAAUGUUUAGAGGAUAUACAGUUUGCAAGUGCCGCAACAACAACUUCAGGAAGGAGUACAUCAACUCCAGCGCAACAAGUCAUGUAUCGUGGUGAAUUAGCGAUGUUAAACUCGUCCCCAAAAGAGCUUGACAAAAAGGCAGAUCCAAAUGUAUCGAAAGAAAAUGUGGCGAAUGUAGACUCAAAUGUAAUUGAUGGUAAUCCGGAUGUAAUAAAUGUAGAUCCAGAUGAAGUGACUGUAGACCCAGAUCCCCCUCCAACACAAAGAACUGUGUAGCGAGACUGGAGUCUGGAGGACAGUGGCCCAGAUGCGACAGCCCAAUUUUUUGUAUUUUUUUAUCUUUACGGUGGCGUACGAGACACGUAGUUUCAGGGAGGGUGGCACAUAUUCAUAUAGUCACGUUAACAGACCUAUAGACAAUCGAUUUAAAAAGAAAUUAAUCUUGCACACCAUGAAAUAAAUAGCGACUAUAUAUAGCGUUAUUUUGUUUAAUAAAUCACCAUCCGUGUUUUUGUACUUUACAUCGACAACAUCGAUUUCCUGUAGACAAAUUUUAUAAAUGAGCAUGUUAACACAUAAAAAAUCACGGAAUAAGUCGAUAGAACAAAUUUGUACUGCAUACUUUUAGCCUGGUUUGUACAAUCUGUGAUUAUGAUUUGCUUUUGACCAUUAAAAGUAUGUAACUGACAAAGAUUGUACCUGAUUAUUUGUGAUACCAACACUCUGGAGCCACGCCCGCAUUUCUCGGUGGUUGCAACUGACAAUUAGAAAUUUUUGCGAGAUUUGGCAAGUGUAUACUUCAAUGUUUCGUGCCCAGAUCGAAAAUACUCUACAUGUCUGUAAUCUUCCAAGCAAGUUUCCCCCCAAUUAUCGUCUCCCAGUGCCACGUUCACACUAUCCUACUUGUUGAUGAUAUCGGAUAGCCAACAUAAUUGAC
Messenger RNA from Dendronephthya gigantea, 1904 nucleotides. RefSeq names its product keratin-associated protein 5-5-like. The record is from RefSeq and is a predicted model, not a curated record. Bases 485 to 1243 code for a protein of 252 amino acids. The transcript has 3 exons. NCBI's taxonomy places the organism in Eukaryota, Metazoa, Cnidaria, Anthozoa, Malacalcyonacea, Nephtheidae.